Molecule: messenger RNA, 465 nt
Organism: Sycon ciliatum
Lineage: Eukaryota; Metazoa; Porifera; Calcarea; Leucosolenida; Sycettidae
Exons: 2
Coding region: 1-465 (154 amino acids)
Source: RefSeq, a predicted model, not a curated record
AUGGCGACGCGAAGCAAACGCAAAAGAACUCACAUCCUCAUCCAGCUACCAGCUGGCGUGCGUAAGCAGCAUCGCCUCAGCGAAUCCCCCUCAUCCUCCUCUGAGAAUAAUAGCAGCGAUAGUGACAACAGCUCGGAUUCGGACAGCAGUGGCGAUAACAACUCCAGCAGCUCAGACAGCGAGGCUGAAGCUGAGAACAGCAGUGUGUCUAUAGCAGCACCGCGGAAUACCUGUGCUAAGAAGGCCAUCGCCGGAGCUGAGGAGGAACCGCGACCGCUUACUGCUACCGUUAUGCCAUGCCCCAAACCUGUUCUACCGCAACCACCAAAGCCAGUAGUCAUUGUUCCGCCUCGACAGUCCACGUCAUCUGCUCAAGAAACGGACUCCGUUGCUGCCGACGAUGAAAAGGACGCAGAAGAGCAUGGCACCAAUGAACUUACUUCGAGUACCGGUGCCUGCUGCUGA